Messenger RNA from Momordica charantia (bitter melon), 3727 nucleotides. RefSeq names its product auxin response factor 2 (gene ARF2). The record is from RefSeq and is a predicted model, not a curated record. Gene Ontology annotation, biological process: regulation of DNA-templated transcription; response to hormone. Gene Ontology annotation, cellular component: nucleus. Lineage: Eukaryota; Viridiplantae; Streptophyta; Magnoliopsida; Cucurbitales; Cucurbitaceae. Gene Ontology annotation, molecular function: DNA binding.
UAUCCUUUUCCAAUCUUCACCUUCACCCAUUCUUCUCCUCAUUUUCCCCUCCUCCACCCAAUUCACCCCGAUGACCUGACCAUUCUGCAGCUGCGUCAAAAUUACCAAAAGGAAAAAGGAUCCCAUCCCAUCUCACCACUGUUGCAGACAGUUGUAGAAAGGGAGAGAGCAAAGCAACCAAGUCCGAACGAAGGCCAGGCCAGGCGAAGGCGAAGGCAGAGGAGCACCUGAGUUCUGCCACCCCCAUCCCAAGCUAGGGUUUCCAUUCGAUUACUCCUUUCUAUGGGGAAUCUCAAUCUCCCCUCUUUCUCUUUUAUCUCGUUCUCAACCUAGGGUUUUCCAUCCCACCACCAUCUUCCCACUUCUCUUCUCCUCUUUCCCGCUUUUGCAUGACACCUACCAAUUCCAGUUCCAAUUUCCUACCUACCUCCCAGAUCUGUCCUCAUAUUCACUAGAAUGGCCUCCUCCGAGGUUUCCAUCAACCCCAAUUCUGCCAAAGACCCCGAUCCACCCAUCGCUCUCUCUGCCAGGGAUGCUGAAAUCGCCCUCUACACCGAGCUUUGGAAUGCUUGUGCUGGUCCUCUCGUUUCUGUCCCUCGCGAGAAAGAGCGCGUCUUCUACUUCCCCCAGGGCCACAUCGAACAGGUGGAAGCAUCCACUAAUCAAGUGGCGGACCAACAGAUGCCUGUUUAUAACCUUCCAUCCAAGAUCCUCUGCCGCGUUAUUAAUGUUCACUUAAAGGCUGAGCCGGACACUGAUGAGGUAUUUGCACAAAUAACUUUGCUUCCAGAGGCUAAUCAAGAUGAGGAUGCUGUGGACAAGGAACCCCCUCCUCCUCCCCCACGGAGAUUUCAUGUGCAUUCCUUUUGCAAGACUCUGACUGCUUCUGACACCAGUACUCAUGGGGGAUUCUCAGUCUUGAGACGCCAUGCUGACGAAUGUCUUCCACCACUGGACAUGUCACGACAGCCUCCAACCCAGGAGUUGGUUGCAAAGGAUUUGCAUGGAAGUGAAUGGCGUUUUCGUCAUAUAUUUCGAGGACAACCACGAAGGCAUUUGCUUCAGAGUGGUUGGAGUGUUUUCGUGAGCUCAAAAAGAUUGGUUGCAGGAGAUGCUUUUAUAUUCUUGAGGGGUGAGAAUGGAGAACUGCGUGUUGGUGUUAGGCGAGCCAUGAGACAACAUGGCAAUGUCCCCUCGUCAGUCAUAUCUAGUCAUAGCAUGCAUCUUGGUGUGCUUGCAACUGCUUGGCAUGCCAUUUCCACAGGCACGAUGUUCACCGUCUAUUAUAAGCCUAGGACAAGCCCUUCUGAAUUCAUUGUUCCAUAUGACCAGUAUAUGGAGUCCAUUAAGAAGAGCUACACCAUAGGAAUGAGGUUCAAAAUGAGAUUUGAAGGUGAAGAAGCUCCUGAGCAGAGAUUCACGGGCACUAUCAUUGGAUGUGAAGAUGCUGAUCCCAAGAGGUGGAAAGAUUCCAAGUGGAGAUGCCUGAAGGUGAGAUGGGAUGAGACUUCUACUAUUUCACGUCCUGAGAGAGUCUCACCUUGGAAAAUUGAGCCUGCUCUUGCUCCUCCUGCACUAAACCCAAUUCCAAUUACUAGGCCUAAAAGGCCUCGAUCAAAUAUGGUGCCUACAUCCCCUGAUUCCUCUGUCCUUACACGAGAAGGCUCAUCAAGAUUGGCUGUAGACCCUUCACCAGCCAGUGCAUUUACAAGGGUCUUGCAAGGUCAAGAAUUCUCGACCUUGAGAGGCAAUUUUGGUGAUGGUAAUGACCCUGAUGCAGCUGAAAAGUCUGUUAUGUGGCCUCCUUCGCUUGAUGAUGAGAAGAUUGAUGUGGUUUCCACGCCUAAUAAACAUGGAGCAGACAGCUGGAUGCCUCCAGGAAGGAGCGAGACAACCUAUGCAGAUCUUCUGUCAGGUUUUGGAACUAAUCUUGAUUCUCCGCAUGGUGUCCGAGCUGCCAUGGGAGAUUCAGCAGUAGUAGCUGCGAGUUCAAUCAGAAAGCAUGCAAUGGAUCAAGAUGGAAAGUUUAACUUCCUUGGUGGUAGGUCAUGGUCUGUCAUGUCUUCUGGUGGUCUCUCGCUCAACCUGGUUGACUCUAGUCAGAAGGCUCAUAUUCAGGGUGGUGACUUACCUUACCAAGUGAGAGGAAAUGCUACCUUUAAUGGCUUCGGUGAUCAUACCAUGGCCCAUUGUCAUGGAGUUGAACACUCUCGGGGAAACUGGUUCAUGCCUCCACCUUCAUCUCAUUUUGAUUAUCCAGUUCAUUCAACUGAAUUGAUGUCGAAGCCCAUGUUAUUUCAGAACCAAGAUGUUCUCAAACCCAAAGAUGGUAAUUGCAAGCUUUUUGGCAUCUCUCUCAUUAAGAAUCCUGCUAUUCAAGCUAUUCCAGACCCUGCAGGAUUUAAUAGAAAUAUGAUGAACGAGGCAGAUGUUGUGCAUCUUAAUACACAUCAAAUGCAUUCAAACGAGUCUGGCCUCAAGUCUGAAUUAUCUAAGGGUUCAAAGUUGGUGGAUAAAUCCCUUGCUGUCAUUGAGGUCGAUAAAUCACAGCAAACAUGCACACAGAACUUGAAGGAUGCGCAGAGCAAAUCACAGGGUGGUUCAACGAGGAGUUGUACAAAGGUCCACAAGCAGGGGAUUGCACUUGGAAGGUCAGUAGAUCUUAGCAAGUUCAAUAAUUACGAUGAAUUGGUUGCUGAAUUGGACGAACUGUUUGAAUUUGGUGGCGAGUUGCUGGCUCCGAAAAAGAAUUGGCUCAUCGUAUAUACGGAUGAUGAAGGUGAUAUGAUGCUUGUUGGAGACGAUCCCUGGCAGGAGUUUUGUGGCAUGGUUCGGAAGAUAUUUAUCUAUACAAGAGAGGAGGUGCAGAAGAUGAAUCCAGCAGGAUCCCUAAAUUUAAAACGUGAUGAGAAUCCAUCUGUUGGUGAAGGGGAAGAAGCAAAAGAGAUUAAAAGUCAGGCAGUACCUUCAAUGUCAGCACCCGAGAGUUCUUAGGUCUUUGCUUUUGUGGGGGUAUAGGUUUUUGGUGCGGUAUGAAAGGAGUUAAGCAGAGUAAUGCGACGAGGCCAGAAGGCUGCGGCCUUAUGUUAUAGGUAGAUGAUAGAAAUGAUGUAUUGAAUUUUGGACACGUGAAGUUAGUAUUAUGGAGUCCACUCUUAUACGUAAAAAUAUGAUGUAUAUGCCCGCCCAUAAGUCUUGGGGGCUUGAGUUUCCAGACCAUAAUUCCACCUUGUAUAUAGGCUCUUGUAACUCAAGGAAUGUAGUGAAUCUAAAUUCAAUUGGGUGCGUUUACUAGUUGUAGUUGGUGGUGUGUGUAUCAGCUGGAAUCUGCAAUUGGUUGCUCUUGCUUUUGCUUGCUGCCUUUAUCGUGAUGCCAAGGCCAGAAGAAAAGAACACAACACAACACGCUCGCACCAGACCAGUGGAAAGUUGUCUAAAGAGGAGGGAGGAUCGGAUGAGAUGAUGGCACUGUAAUAAACCUGAGGUUGGGUAAUGGCCACGGCUACUUCGAGAACGAAGGGUCCAUGGCAUGCAAUGGAAUAAAUUUUUAUGAAAUCAAAGUAUAUCCGAUGCGUGAAAGUCUAGGAUGAGCUGCCCUUUAUUUCCCCGCCCCUCAUCCCUAGUCGAAAGCAAAGAUGUUCCCCGUUGGCUAUUAACUUUAACGUACACUUCUUUGGGGAGCUUAUUUAUGCAAUGGCUCGGCCAAGGUACCAAUUUUUGUGCGUUU